Molecule: messenger RNA, 731 nt
Organism: Paramecium primaurelia
Lineage: Eukaryota; Ciliophora; Oligohymenophorea; Peniculida; Parameciidae
Source: the annotation of a GenBank genome assembly
AUUAAACAUGGGUAUCUGUAGAUCUGAACCUUUGCCAGGAGGUUUUUAAUAAUAAGAGGGAAAGCCUGAAGAUGUUAAAUCAGGUCUAGAAGAAAAUCCACAAUAAAAUUAAAACCAACAAUAAAAUGAAAACCUACAAAAAAAUGAAAAUAAUGAAAAUGAAGCAGCAGUCAAAAUUUAAAGUAGUAUUAGAGGAAAGAAAGCAAAAUAAGAGUUAUAAAAAAAAAAAGAGGAACUGGAGUCAGACAAACCUAAAGAUUGGAUAGAAUAUUAAUAGUAAUUUAUAGAGCCUCCUUUGCCUACUCAAUUUAAAGAUUUAGUCAAUUAUAAACCAACAAAUGAAAAUCGAAUCCUUCCUCCUUACUUAGGACCAGAUGGAAGUGUUUACAAUGGAUAAUGGAAUAAAGGAGAAGCAAAUGGAUUUGGAUAAAUGUUAAAACCUGAUGGAACAUAUCUAAAAGGAUUGUGGAAAUAUAAUAUCUUUUCAGAAGGAGGCAUUCUUUAUCCAAAUGGAGAUUUUUUUGUAAAUCUUAUUUUCAUAAUUUUUUAAGAUUGGAAAUUCAAAAUAUGGUCAAAGAUUCUUUGCAAAUGGUGUAAUUUAUAAAGGAGAAGCUGAUUAUGGUAUUCCUCAUGGAUAAGGUGAAGAAACACAUCCAAAUGGUAACAAAAAUCCAGCAAUUUAUAGAUAUGGAUAAAAAGUGGAAUAAGAGAUUAGUCAACAGAAUCAAUGA